AUGGACGACUAUGAGAGGGAGAAAGUAAGGAAAGAAAUCAUGACGGUCUUCCGUAUCAACGCGUAUACUCCUCGAAAGGACGGUCUGGAUUUUUGCGUCGAAGAAAUGCAAAGAUUCGAUAAAGCUACGAGGACGAAGUGGUUGGAUAAAAUAGUCGCAACACUGAGAAAACAAACUUUGAACACUCCUGUCCUCACCAAAGAAGUAUUCAUAGAGAUUUUCAAGCAGAUUUCGAAUAGCGGGCAGAAAAAGGAAGAAUUAUUCAAAGUGUUCGAUGUAUUCUCCAUCAAACAGUUCAACUAUGAUCCCGAGUGCUCGAAAAUGAUCAAAUCCGCAAAAGUACCGAAAAUUUCUUCUGAUGUGAAUGGUAUGACAACAGCCUUACGUAAUAGGUUUACCAUUGUUCAACAGAGAGCUCAAAGAUGCAAAGUAUUGCAACAAAUUCAUUUUUCCCAAAUUGACUCGCUGUUAGGCUGCAUAAGGAAGAGAGAAAACGUAAUCAUUUUGGGGAUGAUCAGUCAACAAAAAGCAGAUUGUUAUCAUAUUGAAGAUUUGACCGGGUCGAUACAAGCCAAUUUCUCAAAUGCUGAGUUUAGAACUGGUCUGUUCACAGAGGGUGGAAUCUACAUGUUUGAGGGUACUCUAGAAUCCAACAUUUUCUACGUUCAUAUCGCUGCGCUUGUCCCAACAGAAAGUGCUGAUCAAACCCGUGAGCAUUUUGGUAACGAAAAUUGGUUUGGAGGAGACGAUCCUAUUGCAUUCAGAUGCAAUAAAAAACUGGUGGCAGCAUGCGUGAGGAAUGUUGAAGCGGCUAUUGUUAUUGUGUCUGAUGUUCAUUUGGAUCAACCAAAGGUGAUGCGAGCUUUAUACCAUAUGUGGAGUGGUUUCGCUAUGUGCCCACCUGUUGCUUUCAUACUUUGUGGAAACUUUUGUUCCCGACCUAGGCAACCAGACACCAUGGAGUUGAUGGAAGAGGGAUUUCGAAGAUUAUCAAAUCAGCUGAAUGAAGAUAGUCAUCGUAAGGCUUUUGCCGAUACUCAUUUCAUUUUCGUUCCGGGUCCAGAUGAUCCUUCAAUGAAUAUGUGUUUGCCUCGACCCCAUUUGCCUUCACCGCUGUUGAAUCCGCUCAAAACUCUACCGAACGUUCUUCUUGCCUCUAACCCUUGUCGUAUCCAGUAUGGAAGUAAAGAAAUAGUCGUAUUACGCGAUGAUUUGGUCGAAAAGAUAUGUCGACAUACUGUCAACAGUGUUGAACAAUCUAACAUCCCAAGAGCAUUUGCUCUCACUGUUUUGAGUCAAGCUAAUCUCUCACCAUUACCAUCUCACAUUGCUCCAGUGCUUUGGGAUUGGGGAACAGCGCUUUCACUUCAUCCAUUGCCCGAUCUCUUAGUUGUUGCCGACAAAUACAUUCAUUUUACUGAGCGCGAAUCGGAUAUGAUAGUCUGCAAUCCUGGCUCAUUCUCAACUUCUUCUUUCGGUUUCCAUGUUUACUAUCCUGAACAGAAAAAAGUUGAUGAUAGCGUCAUCGAGCUUGAAUAA
Molecule: messenger RNA, 1539 nt
Organism: Auanema sp. JU1783
Lineage: Eukaryota; Metazoa; Nematoda; Chromadorea; Rhabditida; Rhabditidae
Source: the annotation of a GenBank genome assembly